AUGAAGUGCAAGAAAAAGGGGCUUGCUGCUAGUUACUGUAGGAGCACAACACCUGCAACAGUCGAUCAACAAACCAAUAAUGGGACAGGCCGUCGUGAAGGAAGAAAAUGCUACGAGUGUGGGGAGGUUGGACAUAUCAAGAAAGAAUGUCCAAAGUUAAGGAGUCAAGGAGGCAUAGGGCGUGGCAGGGCAUUUGUGAUUGGAAGCAGAGAGGCUAUCCAAGACCCUUCGGUUGUAUCUGGGCUUUCUAGUCCAAGGUCUAAAGUAGUUGUUGUGUUGGCUGGAGUUUCAUUCCUGAUGAUCUCAUCAUUUGUGGGUUAUACAACAUAUAUAAGAAUAUCAAAGUGUAGAGAAGGUAAAUUGUUUAUGGCUUCCCGUGUUAUUCACUGGAAUUGGAGUUAA
This is a messenger RNA of Lactuca sativa (garden lettuce), 402 nucleotides long. NCBI's taxonomy places the organism in Eukaryota, Viridiplantae, Streptophyta, Magnoliopsida, Asterales, Asteraceae. The record is from RefSeq and is a predicted model, not a curated record.